Messenger RNA from Cladophialophora bantiana CBS 173.52, 5052 nucleotides. RefSeq lists its product as uncharacterized. Bases 1 to 5052 code for a protein of 1683 amino acids. Lineage: Eukaryota; Fungi; Ascomycota; Eurotiomycetes; Chaetothyriales; Herpotrichiellaceae. Gene Ontology annotation, molecular function: FMN binding; heme binding; metal ion binding. The transcript has 4 exons. Gene Ontology annotation, cellular component: cytosol. The record is from RefSeq and is a predicted model, not a curated record.
AUGUCCGCACAAUCACAUUACACACCUCAAGGAAUUCCCUCGGACGGCCAGUCGAUAGAGGAUCUCAUCUCUCAGGAGAGAAAAACCAUCACAGAAUUGCUUCUUCCUGAGGCACCACCGACAACCGUCACCAAUGGCCUGGCUAAUGCGGACCAUCUGAAUCCCCCGGACCUUGAUGUUCUCGCCUCAGCUCUCGGUGCUCCCGCCCGGCAAGUCCUAAGGCGUGCCCAAGAAUUGGGUCCUUUGACUGGGUGGAGGGAUGGUUACUUGACAAGCACGCACGGCUUCUGUCCUCCAGACCCGUCAGCAGCGCCGGCCGCACUCUCAAUGUCACCUGGGAGAAUAUGGUCAGAUCUUUGCGAAAGAAUGCCAGCCGUGGUAGCGCGUGGCAAAAUGCGUGAAUCAAUCCUGGCUUUGCCUCUCGUCUAUGGUACAGAAGACAUCAUACCUGACCAAGCUCUCUGGGCUGCCGUUGUUUGCUUAGGUAUACUUGCCAGCGUUUACAGAUAUGAAGAGCGCAACGAUGGGCACGAGGGGAUCAGCGUAACAGCACCUCCUGGAACUUUUCGCAACUUGUCAGGUGAAGCAGAUGACGAAGAAGAAGAGACGAAAGGAAUUCCCCGAAAUAUUGCUAUCCCCCUCCGACAGAUAUGUACGAGGAUGGGUAGAGUUCUGCCCCAUUUGACUCAGUACGAUGUCUCUGUAUACAACUACAAGCUUCGAGAUCCUACCAGCAUCGAUCCAUAUGUCGCGAGAUGCGAAAACAUGGACCUACGGUGGCCCGUCUUCAACGAUCGUGGGGAAGCUAUGUUCCUCCUAUGCAUGGCUGAGACACAUGGAUGCUUCGUCGAGGGCGUUGAGUUGAUCACAAGGUGUCAGGAACGAGUCAUGUUGAAGGACAAAGAAGGGCUUCUUCGAGAGCUGAUUAAAUUGAAAGCGAUCGUUGACAGAUUUGUCCACGUCUUUCAAAAGAUUAGUGUCAAUCCAAACUCAGGCGAGAAUUUUGCAAAUCCAGUCGAGUGGGGCCAGAGAUAUGCAAAAUUCAGCGCUCCCCUUUCCAAACGAGUUCCUGCAUUGUCCGGACUUGCAUUGCCCGUAUUCUUAUUGAUGGAUGCGUUCAUUGGAAGAACAAAAUACGACAGCUUCCUUGGAAAAGAAGCUCUCCAUCUUAGAGCCUGGCUGCCAAUGAAUAUCCGAGCGUUCAUCGCUGCUAUCGAGUAUCAUUAUCAGGUUCCUGCCUUCGUGAAAGAAUCCGGCGAUUCACGUCUGAUGGGCGUCAUGGAGGGCAUACUCGAGGCUUAUCUCUCGGAGCGCGGUUGGUUCGGAACGCAUCGCUAUAAAGUCUAUGGCUUCUUGGAAGUCGUCGCAAAAACUGGUCGAAGUGAGACGAACGGGAAUGCCGGGUCGUCCGACAAUAUUGGAAGGCCUUGGGAAGAGGUGCAUAAAACGCUUUCCGAGUCCAUGAGAGAACGUUUAGAGCCUUUCCGAGGCAAAGUCACCUUGCAACCGCACGAGCUCCGAGGAUCGUUCGAAGAAUGCAGAUUCAAAGCAAGAAUUCUGUCCCGAUCCUUCGUUGAUACGGAUCCUCAGCGGUCCACGGCCAUGGUGACCUUCGGCCUCGAAGGCACUGGUAUCACAUUCCAACCCGGAGACCGACUUGCCAUUAUGCCACUCAACAACUGGACAGAAGUUGGGAAGAUCACUGCCGCUCUAGGGCUGGAUGAGUUCCUUCACAAACCAGUCCCACUUUCACAAACUCCAGAUUGGAAUCGUUUUGCCCGCCAUCUGAAAUCGGUCAAUCGAACUAACAGCGAGCCCUCAUUGACUGUGCAAGACAUUCUCCGACGAGGACACUUGGCGCCUCUGACAAAGGACAUGGUCAUGGCUUUCCAUAUGACUCUCCGUGCCUCGUCAUCAACCGUAGUAAAAGUUUUAGGGUCAGAGAUGUGGCCGGUGGAGGGCAGCAUAGGAGACCUGCUUCAACUUGCAGUCGCAGAAGUUUCUCCGACGAUUUGGGACCGAGCAUUCGACCUGUCCGAUCUUUCAUGGCUUCCGAAAUUGAUCCCUGUUGAGGUUCCGCGAACUUACAGCAUCUCCAACUACUCGCAUGAAUUGCUUCCGAGCACUGUUGACCUGACUGUCGCUCGCUCUGAGUCUCAGCUAGCCCCGGUACUGCAGCCCACCGCUCCCUACGGUCGGCGAUAUGGGGUAAGCAGCGGAUGCCUUAAUCCAGAUCCUUCUCAUUCAGGAGAAAUGCUUGACGACGAAGAGUAUCUCAUUGGGGUUUCUCGACCUAUCAAUUUUCAACUUCCAGUCACCAUGACUGGUCCUAUUGCAAUGUUUGCAGGCGGAUCUGGUAUCGCACCUUUCAGAGGAUUCUGGCAAGCAAGAGCACAAACCAGUGUUGGAAGGAACAUCCUUUUCCUCGGGGUACAGUCGCGUGAGCGAUUGUCCUACGAGCACGAACUUCGAGAAUACGUACGAAACGGCCAGAUUGAAGUUCAUACUGCAUUCUCCAGGGACAGAAAUGGUCUCGUUUAUGAUUCCGUGUCUCGUGAUCUCGUCGAGAAGCAAAUGAAUCCCCGGUAUCUCGACGCCGCAAUCAUCGAACAGGGGCGAACAGUCUGUGACCUCGUUAUCUCAAAGAGUCAAGGAGGACUCGGAGGACACCUGUAUAUCUGUGGCUCCGUGUCGAUGUAUGAAACAAUUAUGUCAGGAAUUCGGCAAGCCAUCUAUCAAAACUGGGCAUCAACAAAGGAGUCGGCGGACAGCUUACUGGCCAAAGCAUUUGCAGAACGACGCUUCAUGUUGGACAUUUUUAUGACACCACGUCCAAUCAGCUAUGCCACUCCGAGGAUCCCUCUAUCGAAGCUGGCACUGAACACUGGCCAUCGCAAAGGGUCUAGAAUGUACAUUGGAGUACACGGAGGUGUUUACGAUAUCACAGAUUUCCUCCCCAUUCACCCUGGGGGCACCUUGAUUGCUCAGGCAAGUGCCGGACUGGAUGCCUCCAAGACCUUUGACGACGUGGCCCACACCACAAAUCCCGAGGUUAUGAGUCUCCUGUCGAAAUAUUUCGUCGGUCACCUUGCAGCAAAACCGGAUUUCCGAUCUGUUGAGAUCAGUGGCAUUUACGAUCUCUGGUAUCAAUAUCUGCGCAGUUGUGUGGAAGCGCUCACCACGUUACACUUCGAAGUGGAUUACAUUCAGCAAGAUGCCAGAACUUGGUUUCAAGGGGAUCUCUUCAACAUGGGGGGCGUGAGAAAGUUCUAUCAAUUCCAGUCGAGGCUGAUGCAGAAUGGAUUUUCCACUUUGUUUGGCGCAAAGCUUCAGGAGCUGCAUCUUAAGCUCACAUUCGCACUUGUCAAUUCUGGCACACCAGAUACUCGCGUACCAGAUGUCAUUGGCGUCAUCACAAGGGCGCAGGCGUCCGCCGCUGCCGCUACUGCUGCAAACGAAAUCGCGCAGAUCGGAUCAUUCGUUUGUAACAACCAACAAGCUCAGUUUCAAGAAAACGGGAUCCUCCGUUACGCCCGUGCUGUGACCGAGUUGGACGUCCAGUUUCUGGAAGAGAUCCGUGAGGAUGCCUGCAUGGGUAUGGACGCGUUCGAUGUCAUUGAGUGCAUCGAUUCGGGUACAGAGAAGCACAGACUAGUCAGUCUUAGUGCAUACCUGCUGUCAGUUCUAGAGCGUAUUGCUGAGCGCCUCGACACCUUCUACUCCAGACUCGCCAGAGAAUCCAUCUAUCGCCCCGAAUUAGAGAAGAACCCAGCAAGGACACGAUGGAAUGUGCUGAGGAGGAAGAUACAAGAUGGUUCUUUUUUCAUCCUGGCUCAAACUUCAACCUUUAGUGGCGCUAGCAAUGCGGCAAAACCAUUCCGCUCAACACGAUACGCGGAUCAGGAUAUUGUGUUUGCGCAGGUUGUCUCGCAGGCCAAGCAAGCAAUUGACGUUGGCCACCCAUAUCCUGGCGGAGAGACCAUUCGAAGCUCCAACACGGAUGCGACUCGUCCGCUUCGCCUCGCCGAUUCGCAUACUGCCAGGGCAGCCCUUGGUGUUGAUGCCCCAUCGUCUUACGAGGUGCAUGAGUCGCGAAACGCACUUCAAUCGAUCUCUACCUUCAUGGACUCGAACAUGCAGUCCAUCAAGCGGUUGAGUCAGUUACCUUCGGACCUAAGUUUUGCGAACAUCAUGGCGGCAUAUGGCACUACCGGUAAAAAGUUACCAUCCGUGCCGUCGCUAAAGGAAAUGGACGAAGGGUCUCCUGGUCCCGCUGAGCAUCAAAGCGAAGAUUCAAAUUCACUGUACGCUAGCCGCCGACCCGCUCCUCCGUCAAUGUCCGCGAGACCUGGAUCAAGAAGUCGAGAUAAUCCACGAGGAGAUAAUAUGCCGCGACCUUUGAGGCGGCCAACGAACGGGUCGAUUUCUAGCGUGACUGGGCUCCCACACAAUCCCGCACCCAGCGCCCAAAGCCAUGCAUCAUUCAUAGGGAGGCCCUCUCCUGGGCCGUUGCUGCCGGGCUUUCCAAGUCGAGGUCGAUCUCAAUCUCGCAGCAGGAGUGGUUCCGAGAAUAGCUUGAGUCACCGUUGGGCUAUGGAUACUUCUAACGGGCCCAUCGAAGCACCCGUUAUACCUCCGCAACCAAGGCUCAUGCGCCGUCAACUUUCUGGUACUCCAGCUCAGAAUAGGAUUGUGACCGAGGUUGAGUCCACAUCCAGAAGUCCGCUCGCUCAACAGCCGAUGUCGCAAGGCUCCGAGACGGCUACCAUGCCAGCCACUCGCCAGGGAGUUCCACAAAUCAUGGACGAAAGAAUCCUGAAGCAGAUGCAACAGCAGAAUGAAAUCAUCAUGAAAGCUCAAGCUAAAGGAGCAGCGACCGCCGACACUGGGUCGUCAGUAUCUAGUGGUCUACGAACAUUGAAAUUGGCAACAGCCCCAGCACCACUGAGAACAAGACAAGCAAUGGGACAGGGAUCUGGGGCUCCUGAUCUUCCGCUGGGAAAUACAAUGGACAGCUUCAGAGCACCGCUCCCGCUGCUCAAUAUACGAUAA